AUGGCUCGUCCAAAAAAAGAAGUUACAAAAGAAAAUAUCGAACGUUUUCAAAGAGAAUUAGAAUUAGCAGGAGAUAAAGUUGAAGUUCUUUUAGUCGAUAAGAAAGGUCGUUCGAAAUCAUGUUUAUUAUGUAGAAGAAGGAAACAGAAAUGUGAUCAUAACUUACCGAGUUGCACUUCUUGUUUAAAAGCCGGUGUGAAAUGUGUUCAACCAGAAAGAUACAUAAAUGCCAAUAAUAACAAUCGUACAUCCAAUGCUGAGAAUUCUCUAGAAACAAAUAAUAUUGUUGUUAUGAAAACUAAACGCAGUAAUGAAAUACUGCAUAAGAAGAAAACAAAAGGAAAGAAAAAAGGAUCUAUUGUGUCCCCUGACGUAUCGGAGAAAGGAAUCAUCAGUAAACCAAAGUCAGAUAAAAAACCCGAUAAGGAUAAAGAUGAGUAUACUAUCUUUUUGGAAAAGAAAUUAAAAUAUCUAGAAAAAUUAAUAGAUAUACCACCGACUAGUGCUUCUUACAAUAAAAAGUUAGCCCAGUAUAAAAAGAUUUCAAAUUUGUUAGGUGAUAUUGGCGAUUUAGAACCGAUUAUACGACAUUUGAUAGACAGAAAUACCAAAUCAAUGAAUAGUCCUAAUGAUGGUAACAAUCAAGUAAACAUCUUAGGUAAAAGAUCACCAACACUCAAUACCGGUUAUCCAUCCACUAUAAACAAUAUGCAUGCAUCAUCACCAUUAACAAACAAUAUGGGAAUGCUUCCACCACUUCCGCAUCAAUCACAACCAAAAUUUACACCUUUAAUGAAAGCAAACUCUAGAAAUUUAGAGAAUGGUUACCAAAGAUCCAUGGGUUCAGAUCACACAAACUUUAGCACUCAUUCAGAAGUCCCUAAUCCAUAUUCAAUGCAAUCUCAGUUUUCCAAUAAUUUUCAUGUAAAUAGCCAUCAAUACAGCAAACCCAAAAUUCCAACUGAACCCAUCAAUUUUUCUAAAUGUUUUUUCUCCAAGUACAAUUUAAAGGAAUUUUAUCUAUACGAUCCUGCAUUUGAUUUUGAUGAAAAAUUAUCAAGAUCUUUUUUAGACAUAUUCUUCACUCGUUUACAAUUCAAAUACCCAUUGUUAGAUGAAAAUGAAAUUUAUCAAUUCCAUGAGUCUUACAUUAACAAUGACAUCUAUUCCAUUCCCGAAGACAAAUUUCACUUCUGUUGCGCAAGAAUGUGGCUAAUAUUUAGUAUCAGUGCAUGUCUUCACAUGACUACCGGCAAAUAUAAAGGUUUACCACCGGGGCGUUAUUUCUCUGCUGCAUUAAGGCAUGUCACAAGAUGUUCUGAUAUUUUAGGUGACGUCCAAAAAAUAGAGCUUUUAACGCUUUUGAUUUUAUAUUUAAUUAGAACAGAUCGGGAUUCUAUGAUUCUAUACCAAAUUAUCAAAGAUGUUAUGGAUCUUUCAAGAAAACUAGAACUCAAUAAAAUGCACCCUGGCGACCAACUUAUCAAGGAAAAAUUUCGUUUAUUUUGGUGUGUUUAUUUGUUAGAGAGAAUGAUUUGUGUCGCCGUUGGUUGUCCUUUUACAAUUUCUGAAAGAGAAAUUGAUCUACCAUUAUUCGAUGAGGAGACAUUUAAUACUAGUUCUGUAUCUUCGGCAACGGGCAAAUCCAACGGUGUUCAUUUUAUCAAUCAAACAUUAAUUUUGAAAAGAUUGGAAUCGAGAUUCGUUGAACAUCUUAAAAUAAUACCCCAAAGCAAUUUAUCAAAAGAAGAUUUGUCUAAACAAUUGCCUUUAGUUAAAAAAUAUUUCCAUGAUUUAGAACUAUGGAGAGCAAGUUGCUCAAGAGAUGACGUUAGAAACUUUGAAAACGAAACUCUUAAAUUGUAUUAUUAUAGAUCAGUAAGACUUCUAACCCAACCUUAUCUGGAAAUAUUGAAACCCGAAGAUAGGCUGUUUAGAGAGUGUCAAGCAGCUGCUGGCCAAAUUUGUCAGCUAUACAAGAUUUUCCAUCAAAAGACAGUCUACGGCCAUUCAACACCAGCUGUUCACACUGUAUUUGUGGCUGGUGUUACUUUAAUUUAUUGUAUGUGGUUAGCAAGAAACCUUGAUGAUGAAAGAAGAAGAAUGUUAGGUGAUGGCUCAAAACAUACAAGACCUUUAGUAAGCGCGAGCUUAUUCUCUAUUAUGGAUGAUCUUCGUGCUUGUUCAAUAUCCCUUUACGUAAUGACAGAGCGGUCAAUAUUUGCAAGAACAUUUAGAGAUACUUUUGAUCAAUUGAUGAACGCAACUAUUGGUAAUUUAAUUGAACGUUGUGGUCCUGAUUCUUCUGAAUUAAUAUAUAUAUCUUCAGGUGAUCAUAGUGUUUUAUUAGCAAAUGACGAAAACGGACAAACCAAGAGGAUUGAGAAUAUUGGAUCUAAUUCAAUUUAUUUUUCAUCAACUAAAAUCUCUAAAUCAACUGAGCCUGGCUUACCUACCGAACUGAACAACAGCAAUGACGAGGAUAACAAUGAAUCCUUUUCCAAUAGCUUUAAGCAAAAGAAGAAUGGUUUACCGCCUGCUAUAGACAGACGAUUUGGACGCCGAAAUAUCGAAGAAUUUAUUGGCAUGGCUGAAGGUACUCCUGUUGAUGCUGAAACUGAGAAAGAAUCCAAGAAAAAGCAGACAGUUUUAGAGAAAAAUUCAAUUCCAAAAGGUUUAUCUCAUUUAUUGGAUCAUACUUCGACUGCUGCCACUGAGCCAGAAGUUGCAGCAUCUGCUGGAGUUGAAGCUAACACAAAUACAAGAACCUCCUCUAUAGGAGAAGACACUCAACAGUUUAUUGUCAAGAAGCCAAUCGGUAAGUCUGACCUUGAUUGGCAAUCUAAGUUUGAAAAACAAGCCUUUUUACAGCAAAAAUUUGCUCAAGAAAAUUUAAAAGUUUAUUUAUCGACUCUAAAUCAUCCUAGUAUGACUAUUGAUACCAUUAAUGGUGGGCCAAAUUUACCUGGAAUAAAUACAAAGUUCUCAAAUGACAACUCGAUGCUAAUUUCAAAUGCAGCAGCUGGUAGCGGUAACACCAGCCAUACCCCCAGUAACCAACUGAAUCAAGCUACACUUGUCUCGGGUAAAACGACUCCUGCUUCUUUUCAAAAUGUGGAUUCUCAAAAUGGCAUAUUCAACCAUGCUAGUCCAACCAACAGUAUUUCAUCUCAAGUGUCUUAUAAUAAAAACAUCAAUUAUUCACAAUUAAAUGGAGCUCUACCGAAUAUGGAAAACUCUUACAUAGGAGGUUCACAAGUUAGAGGUAAUAGCAACCUAUAUUCAUCUAGGAAGGUUGGCCAAGCAUUGACUCCAAUUGCUAUAACUGAUAAUAUUUUAACCUCUGGUGAUAUAUUAUUCAAGAGUGGUACACAUGAUAUGAUAAAUAAUAUUUCCACCUGGACUAGUAAUUCCGUCAUUAAUGUAAUCAACAAAGAAAAGGUUUCUUAUGACGAGAAUCUUGCUCUAUCGAAAGAGAGAAGUAAAACAGAGAAAGAUCAAAUCUUUAAUACAGGUUUAGAAUCCCAAGGACCUGUUUCAAACCCUAUGGCUGUAUCACUAAACUCGAGUAAUAUCAGCAAUAAUGAUAAUGCCAAUAACAAUGGCAUUCUAGAAAACCAAAUUAUUCAACCAGCUAUGGGAGAUAAUUUAAAUAAUACUGCUAGGAACAACGCCGUCGAUGUUAAAGUGGAAAGCAAUACAGUUCAUAAAUCAAACUGGAAUUCUAACACGUUAGCUCCUGUUGAAGAAUUUUGGACAGUCAAUUACGAUUACGGAUUUUUGACAUAG
This is a messenger RNA of Tetrapisispora phaffii CBS 4417, 3789 nucleotides long. RefSeq lists its product as uncharacterized. The record is from RefSeq and is a predicted model, not a curated record. The coding region runs from base 1 to 3789 and encodes 1262 amino acids. Gene Ontology annotation, biological process: DNA-templated transcription; positive regulation of transcription by RNA polymerase II. Gene Ontology annotation, molecular function: sequence-specific DNA binding; zinc ion binding; DNA-binding transcription factor activity, RNA polymerase II-specific. NCBI's taxonomy places the organism in Eukaryota, Fungi, Ascomycota, Saccharomycetes, Saccharomycetales, Saccharomycetaceae. The transcript has a single exon.